Mugil cephalus (flathead mullet) is the source of this 2242-nucleotide messenger RNA. RefSeq lists its product as uncharacterized. The coding region runs from base 106 to 1419 and encodes 437 amino acids. Gene Ontology annotation, molecular function: interleukin-17 receptor activity. The transcript has 10 exons. The record is from RefSeq and is a predicted model, not a curated record. Lineage: Eukaryota; Metazoa; Chordata; Actinopteri; Mugiliformes; Mugilidae.
GAAGAUUCACACAAGUAGGUGACAGGCGAACCGCUCAACGUACAGCUCGGAAUUCGCUCAUUUGUUACUAAUAUUAUUAUUAUUAUUUUUUUAUUAAUAUUGGUAAUGUGGGAAAUCACGGUGAUUUUCGUCUGCUGCGUCGCGGCCCAGGUGACAUCCCAUGAAAUCGACGUGAAGUGUCGGGAAAUGAACGGGUUUCCACAAGACAGUUCUGUGGCGUGUCCAUCUGCUCUGGCGGAACUGAAAGUGGAGCUGGUGAUGGUGGAAGAAACGGGCAUGCUGAACAUAAGCUGGGCCAUCAACAUUGAUGCUAGCAUCCCUUACCUCAACGGCACUCGGAUUGGAAUUUCAGGAGACUCAUCAUACCUCUGUGAAUACAUACCACCUUUGAAAGAAACAAGACUCACGGACCAGACAUGGUUUCAUCAUUUAUUUGCUGCAUCACAUGGCUUCAACGUGAUAGAAGCUGCUAAUCUUCCUUUGCCUCCGCUGAAAAGCAAUUACCCUAACAAGAGUGCCAUUAUCAUGAUCACUGAAAAACAACUACAGAAAAGAAGAACUACAGCGCCCCCUGAAGUAACCACAGCUGCAGUCAGUACUGAACCGCCUCCCUCAGAGGUUGCAGACCAGGAGGGGCCAUCUGGAGUUGUCGUUGUGUGCAUUUUGGGAGGAGUGGUCAGCCUACUCGUGCUCCUGAGCUCCUGCUAUGCAAUCAGCAGAUGUUGUGGAUCCAGCAACAUGCCAUUCUUAGGUUUUAAAAAACUGCCUGAGACUCAUGAGGCUAUGAUCCCUGUCCUUGUGGUGUACCCUGCCGAGAAUUCUGCUUUCCAGCGGGCCGUGGUGGAGCUGGCAGAGUUCUUGCAGUGGCAUGGCGGCUGCAGGGUGGCAAUCGACAUGUGGCAGCAGGGAAAGAUUGCAGAGCUGGGGCCGCUGCGUUGGCUGGCAGAACAGGCCAAGGCUGCAGACCACGUGCUCAUUGUCUGCCCACAGGUAGAAACGCCCUCUUCCCAGCCGAGCCACUCUCCCCCCAGCCUCAGUGCCCCAGAACCCUCCAUCCCGGCUGCGGCUCACGACCUUUACCCUCUGAUUCUCAACAUGGUGGCCAGCCACGCCAAGAACGCCAGCGAGCUGGCAAAGUUCCGGGUGGUGCAGCUGGGCGAGCAGCGGAACAAGAAGCCUUGCACCCUGCCCGCGGAACUGAGGGCGUGCAAGACUUUUUGCUUGAUGAAGGAUCUGAACAAGCUCUGCAAGAGUCUCCGCGCUCAGAGGCGGGACGACAAGGAGACAUUAGCUCUGAUGCUCAAACCAGGGGUUUCCCACACUGAAAAGAAUACAGUGAAGUUGAUGGAAGCCAUAAGAAUGCUAAGGGAACACCAGUCGAGCAUUUCCAGAGAGUCAGCAUUGGCCAGCAUUGUUUGAACAUUAUUGCACAAGUGACUUCUUAAUAGCUUGAGCAGAGGCGUGGCAUUGGGAUCAGUAUCACGUUGUCACAUGUUAAUUUACCUGGUUGAGAGGCGAAUGUGCAGGGGACCAAAUGGGACAAAGUGCAAUGGCGGGAAAAAAAAAAAAAAAAAAAAGUAGAAUCUACAUUAUAUGAAUAAUUCUGGAAAACGCAGCAUAUCCUAAAAGUGAAAGUUUUAGUAUGAACAGCAGGAUGUAGGACUAGUGUAAAUAUGUGGUGAGUCUUGGAGUUAUUGAGCAAUGCUCCUAUUAAAUUUCCACUAAAGGUUCAUGAAAAUAUGUAAACUGGUGCUUUUAGUGACAUUAUAGUGAAUAUGGAAUGGAGUUACUGAGUACACAAUAAAGAUGCAUGGGAUUUACCAAAAAUCUGCGUUUUCUAAACGGUGUUCUGUAGUAAAAGCAACAAGAGGUUUUUGGGUGUCUGUGAUUAUUUUUCCCAUUCUGAUUGAGGGUGAAAUUACUGAAUAUUUCUCUAGCUGUUGCACUUUGUAGACGGUCCCUCUGCUGUGUAUACAUAGAGACCCAUUGACUUGUUUGUACAGUCAAUGAUAGAGACCAGACUAACUCGAUUUGAUGAAAACUGCUCUUUGUAGCUCAUUGGACAUUGAACCACAAGAGGAAUCAAUAGCCUCCUCUGUCAUGUUCCACUUUAUAACGUGGCACUGACUCGUUUUUCUUUUUCUGCCGUGGCAGCUGCGUGCUUCCAUAUUGGACACGUGUCUCUGUCAGUGUGUUGACAUAUGAUUUGUAAUGAUAUUAAAGUUGCUUAUUUUAAAUGCAA